Messenger RNA from Sitophilus oryzae (rice weevil), 3299 nucleotides. RefSeq names its product dynamin-like 120 kDa protein, mitochondrial (gene Opa1). Gene Ontology annotation, cellular component: mitochondrial membrane; cytoplasm; microtubule. The coding region runs from base 157 to 3084 and encodes 975 amino acids. Gene Ontology annotation, molecular function: microtubule binding; GTPase activity; GTP binding. Gene Ontology annotation, biological process: mitochondrial fusion. NCBI's taxonomy places the organism in Eukaryota, Metazoa, Arthropoda, Insecta, Coleoptera, Curculionidae. The transcript is spliced from 19 exons. The record is from RefSeq and is a predicted model, not a curated record.
UCUGACCUUCAAAAAACCAAAAACUAGCGGUUAUCAAACUGACAUUUCAGGUAAUAAUUUCAUUUUAAUUUCUAUAUUUUGUGUUUAAAGGAAAAUAUAGAACAAAGUUAAAGUUUAGAAAAUUUAAUAAUGAUGUACUAAUUAACAACACUUUAAAUGGAGCAUUUACUGAAAGGCAAAUUUGGCCGAAUAGUUAUAAGUUCAUAUUCACAUAAUCCCCUCAAAUAUGGUCAUCAGAGAAGAUUUCAAAGAGGGAUUGCAAGCUUAUGGAGCGGUAGAGCUUUAGACAGAAGUAGACCUCUUUUCCAUCAAUAUUACAGAUAUCAGAGAAGGGAAUAUGGCAUGUUUAUAGUAAGAGCUUUAAGAGGUAUUCUUAAAAUUAGGUACCUAGUAAUAGGAGGUGCUGUAGCAGGUGGUGGAGCUUUAAAUAAGAAGUAUAACGAUUGGAAGGAUGGUUUGCCUGAUUUGAAAUGGCUAGAUGAAGUAUUACCAGAUAAUGAUAGAUGGAAAGAAUGGAGGGGUAACCUGAUUGAUUUUAAAGAUAAUAUUAAAAAUAAUAUUGAAAUUGAUCCAAGAAUUAAAUCUUUAUCUGAAGCUAAAUAUUCACAGUUAAAAACUUGGUUUGAUCAAAGAUUAGAUGAUGCCAUAGCUGCUGCAGAACAAGUAGAACAGAAUGAAAAAGAAAAUGGCUCUGCAAAAGGUCAUGGCCCCAGCAUUAAAGACGCUCUUGACAGAAUGUACUCAGAAGUCAAAAAUGAAAUUCAGGAAAAAAGCGUUGCAUAUGCUAGACCUUUUGCCCGUCAAGAUAGUGACGAUGAUAGAGUUCGCAGAGAAACUCAGCAAAGAUUAAAUGAAAUGCAGGAAGAAAUGAUGCAGACCCAAAUUAAAUACCAAAGAGAGCUGGAAAAAUUAGAGAAGGAAAAUAAAGAAUUGAGAAAGCAGAACCUACUUCUUAAGCAGGGACGUAAACCAAACAUUAAAAAAAUGAAACGCAGUUUGAUCGACAUGUACAGCGAAGUGCUGGAUGAGUUGGCAGAUUUUGAUAGUGGCUAUAAUACCCAAGACCAAUUACCUAGAGUUGUGGUGGUUGGAGAUCAAAGCAGUGGAAAGACGUCAGUUUUAGAAAUGAUUGCCCAAGCGAGAAUAUUUCCUAGAGGAGCAGGAGAAAUGAUGACAAGGGCUCCAGUCAAAGUUACUCUCUCAGAAGGCCCUUAUCACAUUGCUCAAUUCCGCGACUCUUCCAGAGAGUUUGAUCUUACCAAAGAGAGCGAUUUGGCGGAUUUAAGAAAAGAAGUAGAACUCCGAAUGAGAAACAGCGUAAAAGGUGGUAAAACGGUAUCUAGUGAAGUGAUUUCCAUGACAGUUAAGGGUCCUGGUUUACAAAGAAUGGUCCUUGUAGAUUUGCCAGGUAUAAUUUCAACUCAAACAACCGACAUGGCGGCUGAUACUCGGGAGAGUAUAAAACAGAUGACUCAAGCAUAUAUGAAUAACCCAAAUGCCAUUAUUUUAUGCAUACAAGACGGAUCUGUAGAUGCUGAAAGAAGUAAUGUUACAGAUUUAGUUGCCACUUGCGAUCCUCAGGGUAAAAGAACUAUUUUUGUACUGACCAAAGUGGAUAUGGCAGAGGAGAAUCUAGCAGAUCCUAAUAGAAUCAGAAAAAUUUUAUCUGGAAAACUAUUUCCCAUGAAAGCCUUGGGAUACUUUGCUGUGGUGACUGGACGGGGACGCAAGGAUGAUUCUAUACAGGUUAUCAAAGAUUACGAAGAAAAUUUCUUUAGAAGCUCCAGAUUGUUCAAAGACAGUCAGGUAAAGUCGACGCAAGUCACUACAAGAAAUCUCAGCCUUGCUGUAGCGGAUUGUUUUUGGAAGAUGGUUAAGGAGACGGUAGAACAACAAGCAGAUGCGUUUAAAGCUCGCCGAUUUAAUUUAGAAACGGAAUGGAAAAAUAAUUUCCCCAGACUUCGUGAACAAGAUAGAGACGAGUUGUUUGAGAGAGCGAGAGCAGAAGUUUUAGACGAAAUUGUAAAUUUGUCGCAAGUAAGCCCUAGAGAAUGGGAAGAAUGGCUAUUACAGAACAUAUGGGAAAAAGUUUCGGGGUAUGUCUUUGAGAGCAUUUAUAUACCUGCAGCACAAACUGGCGCAACAGAGACUUUCAACACCUCUGUAGAUAUCAAACUUCGCCAAUGGGCCGAAUCUACUCUUCCAUCACAAUCAGUGGAAUCAGGAUGGGAAAGCCUGAAAUCUGAGUUUGAGAGGUUUAUGCAGAAAGCCUCGAAGGCUCCCGAGCACGACGGCAUUUUCGAUCAAUUGAAGCAGGCUGUGGUUAAUGAAGCUAUGACUAGACAUAAAUGGGAGGAUAAGGCCUCAGAUAUGCUACGCGUAAUACAGUUGAACACUUUAGAAGACCGCACAAUCGGAGAUAAAAGAGAUUGGGACCAAGCAGUUAAAUUCCUAGAAGCCAGUUUAAAGGAGAAAUUGAAAGAAAGCGAGUUAUCAUUAAAGAACUUAUUAGGGCCUUCUGCCAAGGAAAGGUGGCUUUAUUGGAGGUAUCAAACAGAUGUAGAAGCCAAAAGAAAUCAAGUGAAAGCAGAACUUGAUAGAAUUAUUUAUUCAAAUGAGAAACAUCCACCAAUUUUAUCCUAUGAUGAACUAACGACAAUACGAAACAACUUGCAACACAGCAAUGUAGAAGUGGACAACGAAUUUGUGAGGGAAGUAUGGGAUGCUGUGUAUAGAAGACAUUUCUUGAACAAGGCACUUGGAAGAGCGUACGACUGCAAAAAAGCGUUUUAUUUGUAUCGUCAACAAAUGGACGUCGAUUGUGCUGACGUAGUACUAUUCCACAGGAUACAACAAAUGAUGAAAGUAACAGCUAAUGCUUUAAGACAACAAAUAACAAAUAGAGAAGCAAGAAGAUUGGAUAAAGAAAUUAAAGAAGUUCUAGAUGAUUACAGUCAAGAUCAAGACAAAAAAGUUCAACUGUUAACUGGUAGAAGAGUAACACUAGCUGAGGAACUAAAACGAGUUCGACAGAUACAAGAGAAGUUAGAGGAAUUCAUACAAGCAUUGAACAAAGAAAAAUAAGAAUUCUAGUCCCGUUUUACUUACGCUAUAAGUCCCAAUUUUAUUUUGUUGGUUAAAUGCUUAAUUAAACUUUAUUUUCCUUUUUUUUUUUUUCGUCACAGAUAUUUUUUUUAUUUCCUAUUUCAAUGUAUGUGGAAAGAGUUUUUAUUAGCCCAAGUGAUUAUUGUUAUAAAAUUACAAUUUGUACUGUUACAAAAAUAAAUGUGCAAAAACGA